AUGCUGCUGUGGCUGACCCUCGCUCUCCUGUGGAGCAGCACCUGCUGGGCAGGACAAACGUUUGGUUGUGGAAAAGGCAAGCAUUUCAGCAUCUCCAGAGGCAAUGAAGAUGAAUUAACUGGGAUUCGGGUGUAUACAAGUCCUAUGGGACUAAUCAAGAGCAUCCAGCUGAGGUAUGGCUCCUCCUGGAGUGGACAACAUGGCAUCCCAGGUGGGAAGUCCCAUGAACUCCUCCUGCAGCCAGGUGAACACAUUACAAAAAUCUAUGGAACGUACAGGAGAUUCAUUCAGCAUCUGACCAUAUUCACCGACCGAAAUGGCCAGGCAUCAUUUGGAAAGAAAAUUGGCGUGGGCUUCUGGGCCACCCCUGACCGGAAAGGGAAGGUGCUCAGUGGGGUCCAUGGGAGGCAUCAGCGCCAUGGCCUCACGAGCAUCGGCUUCUUGUGGGACUAUCCUCAAGGAGGGAUGACCUCUACUCAAAAAAUGUCAGCCGUUUCAAAAAAAUAG
This is a messenger RNA of Camelus dromedarius (Arabian camel), 507 nucleotides long. RefSeq names its product pancreatic adenocarcinoma up-regulated factor-like. The record is from RefSeq and is a predicted model, not a curated record. The transcript is spliced from 3 exons. Lineage: Eukaryota; Metazoa; Chordata; Mammalia; Artiodactyla; Camelidae. Bases 1 to 507 code for a protein of 168 amino acids.